AUGCGAGCGCCGCCGCUGCUGCUGCUGCUGCUGAUGGCGGCCGCGGGCCUGGCCGUGAGUCCGCUCGCGCGCCUCAACCCCUGGCUGAGCGCGUGCGAUCUGGAGGAGGAGGGCGCGGGCGCCGAGUGCGGCGACGGGCACGCGGCGUGCAGCGGCGGCGGCGCCGACACGCUGGCGGGGCGCGACGUGCCGUCGCUCUGCGCGCUUGGAGCUGGUGCACGAGCGCGUCGCCUGGCCGAGCUGCGGCUGCGCGCCUGCUGCGAGCGGUCCCCUGCAUCCGCACUGGACCGCAGCGCGCGCGCCGACGUUCUCGCCGGUGGAGAGCGCUGUGAACGCACGCUUCGCGACCUCCUUGCCCUCGACGCCAUGGUGGCGCGCGUGCACUGUGACUUCGUCAGCAUCCUCAAUCGCUACGACUGCGACCAGUCCUAUUCAGUACACACCUGUAACGAGUGCCAGGAAACGUAUCGACGGUGGGCUUGCAGUACAAUGGUGCCUCUGUGGGUGGAAGAGGGAGCGGAGGAAAACGACGAGGGCAGCAGGUCCAGAAGGACGCCAGCAGAGCACGCCGCCCGUUGGCACGCACGCCACCUCGAGCGCGUGGGUCACCUGGACCGGCGACGAGGCGGCGGUGUCGUCGGUCGCUGGGUGCGCGCAGCGGCCGCCGGCCCCGGCCGACCCCUAGUUCGUCUUAAGCCUUGUCUAUCAGUUUGUCAACUCGUCGAGCAACACUGCCCAUACUUUCUGCCGGCGGACCGCGCUCCUGCUUACCCGACGCAAUAUGCGGGCGAGCCCACGUUCCUAUGUCUCGAUCCACGCAUACCCGAGACCGGCGCUCAGGCGAACAAGUCCAACUACGGCCCCGACGACUGCUGUUAUUGGUACUGCGAAGGCCGCCUCUGCUACCACUGCGAGUCGCGGCUGAGCGAGCCGCAGCGGCCCGACGCCGAGCGCUGCAGCCCCGUCGUGGAGCGCACCGCCACCUGCUCCAUGCCCUACCAGGCGCCCGCCUCGGCCCCCGCGGCCUCCCCGCGGCCGGCCCUCCUCGCCACAGCCCUCCUUAUCACACUCGCCUCCAUGGUGCGGACUUUCUGGACGUCGUUUUUACCUCUAGUGAAUGUGCGUGAAUCGAGGUUAUAGUUUUACGUUUACGUGCGUCGCACCAUCGUGUACUGCGACAGCCGAACCACGUUGGAAACUUUUACUAGUGAUGUACUUAUGAUAAUAAAAACGCUUCGGUAACGUUACCGAAGCGGCCGGAGACCCGCGACGCCGGGCCCGAUCCGCCCGCGCCUUCGUACGGCAUCGCGGGCCCCCGGCUCGUAUAGACUCUAAGUUAAUAUUUGUGUCCGAUCGUUCAUUGAUAAACGAAAAAACACCAAUAGUUCUAUAUCGUUACUAAGAUGUCUGAAGAAAACUUCGCCGUUGACGACGUUCCAGCCAGUAUAUUUAUGUCGAGAGGGUUUUUAAAAUAUUUUGUUGGAGUUAUUUAUUACAUUUUUAAUGUUGAUUAUUUUGUAGCUAAUAUUGCAAAAGUAUUUACAGGUUUUAAUGAAAUAGUAAUGCGUAUUUUGUUAAUGUUAUAAAUAGUAAUUUUGCAAGUAUUCACUUCCCGAUACAAGAGGUGGUCUUUUUGCACAAAAUGUGUAACCGUGUCAGCCUGCAAUCUGCAUGGUUGUAACGAGUAGCAAAGUUUUAAGUCGCACGGCACUCUUAUGUAUAAUUAUUAAAUAAUUGAGCCGGGAGUCGGAAAGUUGUAACAGAUAAGCAAUUAUUGUUUUGCAUUAGUGAAGGAAACAAAAUGUUGGCAUUUGUGCGGCUUUAAAAAUGUAAAAGUCAAAUAUAACCAUAUGUUUAAAUUGUAUUAAAUCAUUAAAGCACACAUAGGAUAACACGAGUAAUAUAUUAAGAUUAUUUUAAAACAGAUUGACAAUAGUGUUACAUGAAUGGGUUUUAGAAAAUUAUUUUUGUAACGAUAUAGCUUGUCGCGGCAUAGAAGCAAAGGGUAUAUAUAAUAUUAGGUUAAAUGAAUUUGAAACAAUGCGAUCAGUAGUUUUUGUUUGUGUGUUAGGUAACAAUAAAUAAUUAAAACCAAUAUUUAUUAAAAAUGGAUUCAUUUUAUAGUCAUAACGGUUUCUUUUAAUAAUUAAUCACGAUUCUUUUUAUUAUUUUUGUAGCGAACACAUUUCAUUUGCUUUAAAUAAUAAUAUAAAAGGUCAUUGUUUCUAUGUCCAUCGGUCAAAGAAUGCCUAACACUGGUCUAUAAUAUAUAAUAUGUAUUAAACAUUGAAAGAAAUGAAUAUUAGGAUUAAAUAACGUAGUUGUUGUUUUGUAAGAAGUAAAAAAGAAUAAAUUAUAUGUAAUAAUAUAUCCGUCUUAUGAAAGUAUGAUACUCAGAUUGUAAACGUGGUUGAGCAUGAUUUUUAUAUGAUAUUUGUUUUAUAAUAUAUAUAAUGUACAUUUAUAUUAUGUCUUGUAUAUUGCAGUGACUGUCACCAUGUUAAUGGGUGCAGUCCUUUUGAAUAAUUAUAUAGGUUACUACAGUGUUUGUUAGUUUUCUUAUUUAAAAAGAAAUAAUAUGAUAGUUGCGUCGUUGAAGAUUACUAUGUGAUCAAAAUCAAAGUAAAAUUAAUGAUUGUAAAGACUUUAUCGAAUGAACAUUUGUUGAGAAUAUUAUCCUCGGACGAGGAUGUAGUUGUUGAUUGCAAAGAUAAUGAUAAUAAUAUUAAGUAAGUUAUUUUUUACGUUUUUAAUGUGUGUGAAUAAAACUAAAACGGUUUGUUGUUUCCACUCCCUGUCUUUGAAGAAAGACCACCGAGGGUGCUAAUUGUCUAUUAAAGCUUAUUAGAAUUUUAUUUUCUACACUUUAAAUUUAUCUAUCCACUUGCACACUUAAAGUUUACAUACAUAUUAUUUACAUUAUAGCACUAAUUGGUUUCUAAAUUCACAUUUAUUGUUUUGCUUUGCUUUAUUUUUAUUUCAUGGAAGGAUUGGAUAUACUCAAAGUCUUAUUUAUUUAGAAAACUAUUUUUUUUUUGUAUUCUUAAACUAUUAGUUGAACAUGUCUGAACUACCUAUUUGUUUAAAAGUAAUAAAUGUUAAAUGUAGUUAGUAAUUUAUAUGUCUCAAAUUGAUCGAUUUUAAUUCAUACCCGUUAUAUUCAUAUCUAUACGUCUUGAUUUUGCAAAAGUGUCUAUACAACGAAUUUAAUUUCUAUUAAAACGUUUAGACAUCUGAAUACAGGUAUGACUUCUAUUUUUUCGGAAAUCCUUAUACCUAGAGCUAUUGAGUUUUUGAGUUACACACCUCCAAUCGAGUUUAUUCAAUCGUGAUGCCUAGUGCCUUCACUCGUUUCGAAGUGAAAGCGGUUGCAAGGUUAGAUUAAAGUACGGAAUAAACUAACUGCCAGUUCUGCCGCCAAUAUAGAACAAUUCAACUUAUGAUGCUGUUCAUAUGAUGUCGAGUCGUAGGAAAUUAAUUGAAAGUUAAUUGUAACUAAAAUAGUAUAUAGCGUUCACAAAUCAGUUAUA
Molecule: messenger RNA, 3530 nt
Organism: Colias croceus (clouded yellow)
Lineage: Eukaryota; Metazoa; Arthropoda; Insecta; Lepidoptera; Pieridae
Gene: Mid1
Exons: 3
Coding region: 1-1140 (379 amino acids)
Biological process (GO): calcium ion import across plasma membrane
Cellular component (GO): plasma membrane
Molecular function (GO): stretch-activated, monoatomic cation-selective, calcium channel activity
Source: RefSeq, a predicted model, not a curated record